AAGCAGAGACAGGCAGCGGGGCCGUCGCGCGGCGGUGACGUCAUUCCUCCCGCGCGGCGGCUGACGUCAACGUCCCUCGCCCCGCGCCUCUUGGCGCGCAGGAGUGACGCGCGAGUGGCCCUCCCGGGCUCCGUAGGGCGGGGGCGGCGACCCGGGCGCCCGUCUGGCUGUCGGGGACCCGGAUGGCGGGCGCGGGUCGAGCCCCUCCGCCCAGCCUGCGCCUGGAGAACGCCUCGCUGCUGUCCGAGGGGGCCCUGCAGGACGGGCACCGCCUCUGGAUCGGGAACCUCGAUCCCAAGAUCACCGAAUAUCACCUUCUCAAACUCCUGCAGAAGUUUGGCAAAGUGAAGCAGUUUGACUUCCUCUUCCAUAAGUCAGGGGUCCUGGAAGGGCAGCCCAGGGGCUACUGCUUUGUGAACUUUGAGACCAAGCAGGAAGCGGAACAGGCCAUCCAUUGCCUCAACGGGAAGCUGGCGCUCUCCAAGAAGCUGGUAGUGCGGUGGGCCCACGCCCAGGUCAAGAGGUAUGACCAGAAUAAGAACGAGAAAACCCUUCCCAUCAGUCUGGAGCCAUCUUCCAGCACAGACAGCCCCCAGUCCAACCUGAGCGUCAGCACAAAAAUCAAAGCCAUUGAAACCAAGCUGAAAAUGAUGUCAGAGAAUCCCGACGCCGAGUUCCCACCGGCAGCCCCUUACACCUACUUCAAGGCCCCCGAGAAAAAACGGACUGGCCCCUACUCCAGAGCGGCUUGGAAGUCCAAGAGAUGAUGAGCGGCUGCGGUCAGCAGCGUCCUCUGGCGCUCCGGGCAGGUGGGAGGUCAGCUAGGAGGAAGCAGGAUUGGCACGGCCCCAUCCUGGCCUUCUGUGGGACUGCUGGGAUUCUUCCUCUGCACAUGUGGAGGUCAACUCUCUUCCGAGUAGAUCAACUGUAAUGCCGCCCAUAAAACUGUAUAGAACAUCUCCAACAAACUCAACUGGUUGAGUAAUAAAACCAGAUUUUUUUUUCCCCAUGUGGCUAGCUAGAUCCAGCUCCAAAGUGCAAGAUGUGUGUGUGUGUGUGUUUCAAUAUGUUUUCGCCACUUCAGUAUUUGUUCUGACCUGAAGAUAACAAAAAGUCCGGAUGAACUGAUGGUCUGCCCAGAAUAUUAUCUCUGUCCAGUAGUGAAACGUGAUUUGGGUUGCCUGAUCUUUCCAGCAAGAGGAAAUUGGAGUUUCUUGCACCUUGAAACCCAGGAAAUCCCGAAAGGGGGCAAUGAGAAUAGUAAUGUUUGUCUGUGAGUAACAGCUGCAUUGAACACAUCCGGGCAUCAGUGUAUCCAUUCUUUCUUUUUUUAAAAAAAAAAGGAACAUCACAGGAAUAAAUGUUAGCCCACUUUUAAAAAUGCA
This is a messenger RNA of Crotalus tigris (Tiger rattlesnake), 1385 nucleotides long. RefSeq names its product RNA binding motif protein 18 (gene RBM18). Gene Ontology annotation, molecular function: RNA binding. Bases 183 to 767 code for a protein of 194 amino acids. The record is from RefSeq and is a predicted model, not a curated record. The transcript has 6 exons. Lineage: Eukaryota; Metazoa; Chordata; Lepidosauria; Squamata; Viperidae.